UGUCAGCACCACUGGCUAAGCUGGGCGGAGGGAGCACGAUAACGACGACUAUGAACAAGCGAACGAGAUUAGGCGUGGCCUUGUUUGCGGUGGUAAAUGCUCAUUUCUCGGUGCAGCGUGUCGGUGCCUUUGCUGUGCGUUCUUGCGCAAGAUGCAUGAGAUCUCAACCUGCGAUGACGGUGGACUCGCCCCCGCUCAGUAGAGCCCAGAUGUUGAGAGCAGUUCCUGUACUAGUGGGCGUGGCGGCCUUUCAUUCUGCAACGCCAGCGGAGCCUGCACGGGCUGCUCUGCCUACAACAGAAGAUUACGCUUUUGGUACCGGCUCAAAGACCUCUGCACGGACCUCCGCGUCAACACAAGGACAGGAGUCGAAGGAUGCCUGUCCAGACUGUUCUUUGUCUGAACGGAGAAAACGGGCGGCAUCCUCGUCAGCAGUACAAAGCAGUCCUUCAAAGGUCAAGAGGCCCGAGGUACAAGAUGACCUGUCGGCUCCGCUCCCGAAGUCAUCUGUGAACCCUGACAACCCGGUGGAGGUGGUGAGAGCUGUGUCCGGGGAGCUGGAUCGCAUGCAGACGCUGGUGAACAAGGAGCGCUGGGGAGACGCGCUAACGCGGCUGAGGAGCUACCCGUUGACGGCCCUGAAGAGCCCAACGUUGGGCAUGAAGUCAGUGGGAGAUGUGGCCCGCGCACUCGGAGUCAGCAAUUCUAAGGCUUCUGAUAUCCUGGAGGCCAGCAUGGAAGCAGGGUUAACUCUCAGGCAGGUGGAAGACGUGGUGUUCAGCAACACCCGCACGCUUGAGUUCUUCAACAGUGCCGACUAUAAGCAGGUUGAAGACUUGGCCAAGGAUCGGACGCCCACAGACCUAACGGAGCCGUUACAACUGCUUUCCGACACCAAGAAGUUGGUGAGAGGCGUGGCGGACUUGAUGGGGGCUCCGCAAUAAAUGGGGGUGGUCCCCCUUCUGUCCCUCUUUGUUGGUUCAGAAGUGUACCAGUGGGCUCCCUCCACUGACCGGCAGAGGGACGGGAGCAUCCCUGGACUCUCUCUAUGUCCCGUGUCGUUGGUUGAAUGAUUCAACUAGAAGAAAGCCUGCUCCUGAGAUGAUGAGUAACCUGCGGUUGACAAGGGGGUUGCCUGGCGGCAAUGACAUCUCACUCGAAACUUCAAAGACUGGAGAGAAGUCGGUAGCGACGCCGUACAGCUUGCGUGUGAGCUCCACUACAUCUGGCUGGCGAUGGUGACAUCCCGCAGUUUUGAGCCACUAAAUUCAUGACAACGCACAGAGGUUCCCGUCGUUGCCCACCAGUUUUUUUGGGUCACACACAACGAUACUGUUGUUGUUCGUUCCAAGCACGGGGGCGAUGGCAUAGUGGUAUGCCGUUUGACGUCACGUUGUGGCACGGGGAUGCCCUGUUUGGUUGGGGUGGUGGUGGUCGACGUUUCCAAAUUGCGCAAGGAGUGUCUCGCGGCGGUGUUGCGUGAUCAUAGGGAGGGGAGUGGGUCGAUAUCGUCGUGUGUGCUGCACGCUGCUUUCGGCGGCAUGUUGUUGGUUUCGUCCCCGUCGAUUCUGCCAGUUUAUGCUGUGAGCGCUGAUUUGAAACGAAGACAAAAAAAAAAGUCUACACCUUUGGGUACAUGCACCGAUGUGCCAGGGGCUGUGAAGAGACUCUGUCCUGUAAGUUUAUCUGUCGAACGCGUACGUGUUUCUGGUGUUCAGGCCGCAUUUUUCGCACGAAAACACCCGGUCGGCCUGGUGGUCUAGUGGAUAGCCUCGCAGCCUGCUAAGGGCCAGGUCAUGGGUUCGAGUCCCGGUAGAGAGUUAUUUUCUCACUAAAUAAAUCCUGGUCUAGGAUGAAAGCGACGCGCUGCAAAGCUCGUUUGUUAGUCAACCAUAAUCGACUUCGUAAGUCGCGAGGGAAGGGAUUGCUAAACCCUUCUCGCGAUAAAAAUACCUCAGGCAUGAACCGCAGGAGGGGGUCCAACCCCCCCUCCCAUGUGACCCCGGUUGGGUCGUCUAGCCAGUAGAAGUGGAGGAUAGGGGCCAGAGGGGCAGACGGCAGAGUCCAAUGAUGGGAGUAAAACAAACAAAACAAAACAUGUGUAUCCCAAAAAUGGUGUUGGUCGAAGGAGGGGAGGUGCUGGUUCGCCACGAAAAUCAUCCGCGUUUUUGCAACUUUAGAGGGCACAUUUUUCGUCGGGAUUGUAUCGCGUUACACUCGACUGAUCGAAUUUGCGGGAAUACAGGACGACCAGAGGUGCUCCGCGUUGCGCUUCGAAUGUGAAAGGAAUCUACACGCCGAUCAUAAGUCGUUCGCGACAAGACAAGCAGAGCAGCAUGAGCCGCUGAAUUUUGCCGGCGUCACUACCAUCGCAUCGCAUCCUUGGCAAGUCACACUCCGUCAGACAUGUGACUGCGCUCGAUCAUUCCUUUCUCGAUGGGGGGGUUGAAUCUUCUUUCUGAUUUAUGCUCACAAAUCGAAGCGCAUUUCCUGUUUCACAGUGUAUGCAAACUAGCAUAUUUUUAUGCUCACAAAUGGAAACGAGCUACAUGCAAAAAGAAAAUUACUUUUUGAGCUGAUUGCUAUUAGAGACGCGCAACACGAAGACCAACGGUUAACCAUUCCCUGGGCCGUCGAUUCGGUCAGUGCGUUUCCAUACUACACAAGUCUACAGCAUAUACUUUUACAAAAAAACGAUCACAAUGAAAACAAAGCACUCAAACAACUAGCACGCGUCUGGUACGCGUUUCCAAGAGAGCGGACACUGCACUACCUACAUACCAUUGUACAUACAUAACCUUAGAGCCAACAAACACAAACAGACGCGCCGACCUGGUCUCACCAAUAGACAAAACAAGAGCUCCAGGUAGAAGCUUUGAUAAAAUAACCUAUCGACACUAUCGCACCCCGUUAGCUGGGGCUUGAACAACCUGAGCCGCAAGGGCUCUCAUCCACGCCACGGAUCACCGAUCGUAAGAGAGACAACACUGAUGUGAAGCGAGCUCGACUUACAAUGCUUGCCCCGACCGUCGCUUCUGAGAUUUGCUCUGCCCUCCCGCAUCCCAACUACGCUCUCGCCCUCUCUUCCCCGCCGAGCACCCCCCCCUCCCCUCCCCCUUCUCCGCCUGGACGCUGAAUUCGGGCGCAUCAGCGUCGUAUUCGGUGCUGUGUCUUUCGCGGCAAGCAGCCAAGCCGUCGGUAUAACCACCGCCAUCUGUACAGCUGCCGCUGCUGCCCCCCCCGUUGCCAGCGCCGGUGGUCCUCGGGAUGAGGGCAACGUGGAACGCGCUAGCCUCGCCGCCCUCGUCAAACACGAGCGAUACCGUCAGAAGGGUCGGCCUGUUGCCAAUGCCCGCGUUCGCCAGGAACGGCUGCGCACCAAUCUGCGGGGAUGUGACCGGGCUCUGGGAAGGGCCCGAGGCUGCUGCUGCCAACAGCAUACCGCUCAUCGCGUCUUGCAGUGCCUGGACACUCUCGGGCGCUACGAGGGACCGAACGGUGAGCGUGCUGACGGUCUCCUGGUUGAUCCGCCCGAAGCCUCGCAUGGCGUCGUUCACGUCCACCAGCGCGCCGGCCUUGUCCGCGAUGGCCAUCGGCACGUUGCUCAGCCGGAAGAUGUCGAAGUAGUUCACGACGCGCAUCCUCGCGCCGGUGGUGCCCUCCUCGGACUCGUCGCUGCCGCCGUCCGCACUCCCGGCGUCGCCGCCACUCCCCAGGCUGCCCGUGUACCCGCUGAACGAGCUGUCCGUCGUGAAACCGCGGCUCGUUGUGUCGGUGGUGAAGUCCUGGCUCCCGGAGUCAGUGGUGCCCGCCGAGGUGGAGCCUCCGCCACUGUCGCUCGAUCCCGCGUCCCCGUCGGAGCCCAUGCUGCUGCUGCCACCGACCCCGCCGACCCCGCCGCUGCCGCUGUCGCCCAGGCUGUUCUCGUCGUCAUCGGAGGAGGAAGACGAAGCGGAGUACAACCUCUGCUUCUUGCUGCCUCGGCUAGCGCUGCUGCUGUUGCUGAAUCUGGUGUCGCCGCCGUUACCGCUGCCGCUGCCGCUGCCGCUGCAGAACGCCGACGAGAUCUCGGCUGCGGUUGCUCCGCCCUGCCCCGCCUCACACCUUCUGCCUUUUGCCACUCCUCGCUCUCUC
This is a messenger RNA of Ectocarpus sp. CCAP 1310/34, 4134 nucleotides long. Lineage: Eukaryota; Phaeophyceae; Ectocarpales; Ectocarpaceae. The record is from the annotation of a GenBank genome assembly.